UUCUAGUUUCUCAUCUUAGGUGUCGAAUGAAAAUCUAGUGAAUAAUAUUGUUGAGAUCAUGCUGUCACAUCUGGCCUUAACCUGCGUUUUACUUCUGGUCACCUUCUUUGUUGCCCGCCGGUUCGUCAGAGAUUCCCACAAGCUUGAUGGUUUCACUCAGAAGCAUGUGUUCAUCACAGGCUGUGACAGCGGCUUUGGCAACCUUCUGGCCAGACAACUGGACAGAAAGGGCUUUAAGGUCAUCGCUGCGUGUCUCACGGAGAAAGGUGCAGCAGAUCUGGGUGCAGCAGCCUCCCCCAGACUGAAGACCCUCCUGAUGAAUGUUACAGACAGCGCCAGCAUCAGGCGUGCGGUGGAGUUUGUGAGCAGGGAGGUCGGGGAGCGAGGUUUGUGGGGGCUUGUAAACAAUGCUGGCAGGGCGAUGCCCAUCGGCCCGACAGACUGGAUGCAGUUGGAGGAUUUCACAAAGGUCUUGGAUGUGAAUCUGCUAGGGCUCAUCGAUGUGACCCUCCAAUUCCUGCCUCUGCUGAAGAAAGCCCGGGGCAGACUGGUAAACGUUGCUAGUGUACUGGGGAGACUGUCACUGACUGGUGGAGGUUAUUGCCUGUCCAAAUAUGGAGUGGAAGCGUUUUCUGACAGCACCAGGAGGGAUUUGCACAAAUUUGGUAUUAAAGUGAGCAUCAUUGAGCCUGGUUUCUUCAAGACAAAUAUAACCAAUUCAGAUCUAAUUAGUGCUGACCUUAAGAAGCUUUGGGCACGCCUUCCCCAGGAAACUAAAUCCUCAUAUGAUGCAACGUACAUUGAAAAAUAUAAACACAUGCAGGACUUCUACUUGGGGUUCUUGUGUAAUUCAGAUAUUUCCAAGGUGACCCGGUGCAUGGAGCACGCGCUGACUGCUCGCUAUCCACGCACACGAUAUGGAGCAGGCUGGGACGCCAAGCUCAUCUGGAUUCCUCUGUCCUACUGCCCUUCAUUUGUGGUUGAUUUUAUUAUGAGUGUGCUCCUUCCUUUACCCAAAACAGUAAGAAUAAACUAAAUAUCAAACAUAUGUAGCUGCUUUAGUGAGAUCACAUAAUUUAUCAGGUAGCAGUAGUUAAGUAUAGAAACGAAUCAUAAUGAAAAAAAGUGACAAGCCCGGGUUACAAAAUAAGAAAUUUAUUCAUUUAUGUCCCAGCAGCAGCAGUUUAAUUCAUGUGGGCUUGUUCUGCAUGAUCAGGUACAGUUUGUUCUUAUUGAGAUACAAAAUAAAUCAGUCUGUGACUAUUUCUUUUACUUUGUUUAAAAAAAAAA
Messenger RNA from Austrofundulus limnaeus, 1290 nucleotides. RefSeq names its product retinol dehydrogenase 1 (gene rdh1). The record is from RefSeq and is a predicted model, not a curated record. The coding region runs from base 59 to 1036 and encodes 325 amino acids. Lineage: Eukaryota; Metazoa; Chordata; Actinopteri; Cyprinodontiformes; Rivulidae. The transcript has 5 exons. Gene Ontology annotation, molecular function: oxidoreductase activity. Gene Ontology annotation, cellular component: intracellular membrane-bounded organelle. Gene Ontology annotation, biological process: steroid metabolic process.